This is a messenger RNA of Bemisia tabaci, 1495 nucleotides long. Its product is annotated as TWIK-related acid-sensitive K[+] channel 7. The record is from RefSeq and is a predicted model, not a curated record. NCBI's taxonomy places the organism in Eukaryota, Metazoa, Arthropoda, Insecta, Hemiptera, Aleyrodidae. Gene Ontology annotation, cellular component: plasma membrane. Gene Ontology annotation, biological process: stabilization of membrane potential; potassium ion transmembrane transport. Gene Ontology annotation, molecular function: potassium ion leak channel activity; outward rectifier potassium channel activity.
ACCCCAGCAUCCGGGCCGCGGCUCACCGAUCACCACCCCGUCGCGCACCGAGCAUCGAGACAGCGAGAUCGAUAACCCAGCCACUCAUCUCGAAACGCAGUCCGACACAGUCGCCGGAGACUUAGGCAAAACGCAGUGCACGCCAAACCGAUCCGUCUACUCGUACCUAUUUUGUACACGCUUUAUACUUUUAUACGCGCGUCGGGCCUGACGCUGGGCUCGAGAAAUGUGCUCGUCUGAUUGUGAAUGUUCUCGGCGACUUUUGGAGCAGGUUUGAUCGGACAGGAAGGACGUGCGGGUCGACGGUUGAAGAGUGAGGGCGGCUCGGGGCGGAGGAUGAGGCGGAGGUUUUCUCGGUCGGGGCAGGAUGCGAGAUGAAGCGGCAGAACGUGAGAACUCUCUCGCUGGUCGUCUGCACGUUCACCUACCUCCUCGUCGGAGCGGCCGUUUUCGACGCUCUCGAGUCGGACACCGAACGCAAGCGCUGGGAUUUCCUCCAAGACAUGCGUGAUGGGUUGAUGAAAAAAUAUAACAUAUCAAUGGAAGACUACCGCAUGUUGGAGAUCGUUAUGAUCGAGAACAAACCGUACAAGGCUGGACCGCAAUGGAAAUUUGCGGGUGCCUUUUACUUCGCCACUGUCGUCUUGGCGAUGAUUGGUUAUGGGCACUCGACCCCCGUGACGAUAGGCGGGAAGGCGUUUUGCAUGGCGUACGCGAUGGUGGGGAUCCCGCUGGGCCUGGUCAUGUUCCAGUCGAUCGGUGAGCGGCUCAACAAGUUUGCCUCUGUGGUGAUCCGCCAUUUCAAGAUCUACAUGGGCUGCCACAAGGUCGAGGCCACGGAGAUCAACCUCAUGUUCGCCACCGGGUUCCUCUCCUUCGUCAUCACCACCACGGGGGCCGCCGUCUUCUCCCGCUACGAGGGCUGGAGCUACUUCGACAGCUUCUACUACUGCUUCGUCACGCUCACCACCAUCGGCUUCGGCGACUACGUCGCGCUCCAGAACGACCAAGCCCUGACGAACAAGCCGGGGUACGUGGCGCUAAGUUUGGUGUUCAUUCUCUUCGGCCUGGCGGUGGUAGCCGCCUCGAUCAACCUGCUUGUUCUGCGAUUCAUGACGAUGAACGCGGAGGACCGGCGGGAAGACGAGCUGCACGAGUCGCUGCACCCUCUGACGCUGGACGGGGACGUGGCGACGCUGAGCGGGCGCAUGCUCAUCGGGCACCAGUCGGGCGACAGCGACCAAGCGUCCAUCUGCUCGUGCACCUGCCUCGGGGCCGGCCACUGCAGCGCCCACCAUUUCAUCACCGAUCCUGCCUACACUCUCGCCCUCAACGCUGCCAAAAGGGCGUCCGUGUAAACCACCCCGACGCACACUGAAUCGAGUCAGUAGGAGAAGUCGGACAAAAUUCGGAAACUAUAAAUGCUAAUACUCCCCUCCCACGGUGGAUCGAGUCAAUGGGAGAGGUCGAACAAACUUUGCGGAAACUUAAAAAG